Messenger RNA from Xenia sp. Carnegie-2017, 32407 nucleotides. Its product is annotated as muscle M-line assembly protein unc-89-like. The coding region runs from base 258 to 32195 and encodes 10645 amino acids. Gene Ontology annotation, molecular function: protein kinase activity; guanyl-nucleotide exchange factor activity; ATP binding. Lineage: Eukaryota; Metazoa; Cnidaria; Anthozoa; Malacalcyonacea; Xeniidae. Gene Ontology annotation, biological process: protein phosphorylation. The record is from RefSeq and is a predicted model, not a curated record. The transcript is spliced from 115 exons.
CGACUUUUAAUGGCACGUCAGUAGGGUAUCUACAGUAGAAGAGUGACACAAUUGACGAUUUUGGAUGACUAAUAUGUCUGUCUGAACCUUCCUAGCAACUGGGAUAAAUCAUGUGCACAGUAAUCCUUGGAAAUGUAGCAGUUAAACACCUGUCAUUUAAAGUCCCUUCAUUUAAAUUGGUGGAAGGUGCAAGGCAUAAAAAUUGGCACAUAUGUUUGACAAAUUAAACGAACAAAAAUUCCCAAUUGUGUCUUGUUAUGGCCAAGGAAGUGGAAAUCCAACAUAAGUACACGGCGAUAGCGACUACCGAAUGGGAAAUUGGAAGUAUAUUAUUAGCAAAUCAUGCUUGUUUGUUGGGAACAAUUGACAACAAUGGACGUCAAAUAAUACUUGUUCCACAAUUUAAAGGAGAGUCGUCGGAGCUGGCCACCGCUUUGAGCAUCAUUUCUCAGUUAUUUCGUGAGGAUGUGAAAAACAAGGGCUUCACAGUAAUUGUUGAUGCAAGAAGUGAAAAGUGGAUGUAUUCUGUAUCUGUGUUACAAGUUAUCAAAGAUGCAUUGUCAUACCAUGUUAAAGUUGUCUUGAUUCUGAAACCAGAUGCCUUUUGGGAAAGAAGGAAGAGUGGUCGAUUCAGUAAACAUGACCUCACAACAUAUCCAUUUGAGACCUAUUUACUAUCAUCAUUGACAAAACUUGAGCUGUAUGUGGCAAGGUCAUGUUUACCAGAAAGUCUUGGUGGAAGUUAUAACUUUGAUCCACGUCCUUGGAUUGACAGGCGAAUUGAAAUUGUUAGGUUCCUUGAAUCGUUGACACUUAUUGAAGACAGUUUGAAUGAAUUACGAUCAAUAGCUGAUGAUGAUGAACAGAUUGCUUUAGCUCAGUCCCUGCACAUCAAAAAAGAAAAAUCGAAGUUUCAUUUGAAAGUCAACACGGUUCAAGAUAACAUAAAUUCUGGCCGGCAGCUUGUUCUAAAAACACGAACUGAAGACGUCAGUGAAUUUCAAGAUGUUUUUCUGUUGGAGGAAAAGCUUGAGAGGCUUGACAACGAGUUGUGUAAGAUCGUACAACACUGGGAAACAAGAAUUGGGCCAAAAAAAAUUAAUGACGCCGCUGCAAGUUUCAAAGAAGAUUACAAAUUGGUAAUCGAAUGGCUUUCUGGUGAGGGUGAAGAAUAUUUUCGGAAACAUACAAAUCUUGGCAAUUCUCUGUCCAGUGCGGGAAGUUACUUGAAAAAACACGAAGAGUUUGAUGUUCAAAGCAAAGAAAUUGUUGGUUCUUUUGCGGCUGCGAGGACGAAAGCCAAGGAACUAUUGCGAUCACAACACCCGAAAUCGUCCGAAAUUCAGGAAGAAAAAGCCAUCAUGGACAGAUACUGUCGAAAUUUUGCAUUUAGAAUGGAACAGCGACAAUUUUUAUUGAUUUCUUCCGUCAGUUUUCACCAUUGGGCUCAAGUUGCUUCACAUUACCUAGAUGACCUCGUCAGUUUACUAUGUACUGAUGUUGAUGACAAGCAAGAUGAAGAUGAAACAGUAACUAUGCUUGAUGAUAUCAACGCUCAUACUAAAGGUAUAGCUGAGGCAAUAGAAGAGAUGUUGCGCGAAGGUCGUGGAAUCAUAGAAGCCUUCGAGAUUCCGUUGACCGAUGUUCAAGGAUUGGAGGUGAAAUGUUUGGAUUCCUCUUUGAUUACUGCUCAUUUUCGAAAUACAAUGGACGAUCUUAUCGAAAGAAGGAGAAGAAGUGACGAACUUUGCGACCUAAGAAAGCUGAAACUUCAACAGAUUUUACAGCUCAAAUCUUGCGAGAAGGACACUGAUCAGGCUAUUUCUUGGUUAAAGCAGCUUUGUGAUGUGAUGAUAUCAUCACAGUGUAACGUUGGUAGAACUUCCGAAGAAGCGCGUAGGAUGUACAAUGAUCACGAAAGGUUUCAUGAAACUGCCAAGGGAACGUAUGAAUAUGGAGAACAGGUGGUCCAGGCGGCCUUGGUUCUUCGGCGCUCAUGUCGUUUUUCUCUUUCACCCGUUCAUGAACGAGAGGAAAUGUUGGAGGGGGUCUGGGAACAAGUGGUAAAAAUGAUAUUGGUUCGCGGUCAGCGACUUGAAGCUGCAGCUGAGUUCUUUAAAAGUUCUGAAAAAUUCCUUUACGAUGUUGACGAACUUGCAAUGGCUUAUGUACAAGAAGGAUCACUUUCUCAUCUGUCUAAGGAGCAACUUCAAACAGAAAUGAUAAUACACUCUGAUAUGAAGGAACGCAUUUUCAAUGACUGCGAAAAGAUACUGACUUACGGUCAAAACUUUCUAAGAUCGCUCGUGUUAAAGAUAAAUGGGAAUGACCAUAGCACUGUGGACUCAAAUGGUGUUUCCGUUUGUGCACCUGUGGCAGAAUGUUUGACGGAAGUGGAAAAGAGAAAAGUGGAAUGGGAGGGGAUGUGGAACGAACGUUUGAAUAAGUUACAAAAGUUAGCCGAUGGUGGUGCUCAAACUAUACAUAGUACAUCUGAGAUUGUUCAGUGGGUGAAAGACAUAAAUUGUGAAGUUACAUUAAGUUUGUUUAAUGUUGGUGAAAAUCAAGAUGAAGCCCGCACGCUUUCCUAUCAACUUGCGAUGAUUGAAAGAGCUGUACAGAAAAAAACCGACCAAGUUUCGAGAGCUCUAUCUCUUCUUCGCUCGUUGGCAAACAGCGGUCGGGCCAAAGAUAUUUCCAAUGUGGCCAUGGCUGAUUCUUUAGAAGAGUCUUGGAAAGACCUAAAUAGUCAACUGGAAACACGACGUAUACUUCUUGAUACGUCUGUAGCAUUUCACAGUAGUGCCGAGGAUUUUUCUCAAAGAAUAAGUUUGGUUGAAGAGCAGCUUGGACAAGCCGUACUCUCCAAUGAUAAAACUUUAUCCAAGUCUUUAAUUCAAGAACAUCAGGAUUUGCGUCGCGGCUUACUGGAGUUGUCUAUGCAGACACUUAGUAAAGGUCAAUUAUUGUUGGAUCGUCUGCGAGAAGCGAGCUCUCGUGCGGAUAUUAACAAUAGACAUGCUACGAGGGCUGCUUGCUUCAAUAUCGAGAGAACUUUGGAGACGUUGAGCCACAGACGCAGAAAAGUUGAUGAACUGUGGAAAUCGAGGAGGAAAGCUUUAGAACAAUGCGUACGAAAAUGCCGAGUUCAAGAUGAGACAGAAAAGUUAUCACUAUGGUUAAAUUCCGAAGGUGAGAAAUUUCUCUCUCAGACUUGCCAUGCAGAAACAUUGGAGUCACUGCAAAGACUUGUGAGUGAACAGAUAGAUUUCGAAAACGAACUUAAGAGCAAAGAAGAUCUCGUUCACAAAUUACUACGCAGUGCGCAAAAGCUUAUUCACGUCGGUGAUGCUGAAGGAGAGGCCUUAAAUGAUAAAGUUAUGGCGAUCAAAUUGGAUUUGAAGCAAUUCAAGCGACGGGUAAAUGAAAGAAAUAAACAGCUUAAACAGCAUUUAUCGUUUUGUGAAGAAGGGAAGAAGGAUAACCAGAGUAGUGGCGAACUUACCGAGAAGAUUUCAAAGGCGUCAUCGUACCAAUUAAGAGAUGGACAAUUGCUUGCUGAAAAAGGAGAAGAUCAACCCUCAGUUACCACUCAGAUAUACGACCAACUCCAAGGUAGUUACGCAAAUUUGUUAGAGCAGCUUCCACCACCGAACAAAGAUUUGGAUGAAGACUACAAGCAGUUUUAUCAGUGGUCGCAGAAUGUCGGUGAAAGUUUUCUUUCUAAAAACAAUGAAAUGGGUGAUGAUGAUGACGCGAUUAAAGAUUUUGUUAAGAAACAUGAAUCGUUGAGAUCUGAGACCGAGAAAAUGCAAGAGAAGUAUCUUAACAUUAAGAAUAAAGGUGAGAAUUUGGACCUGAAUUCCAACGAACCGACAGAUGAUUUAUCGAAACGUUUAAGUAGCAUUGAAAAGCGUUUGGAGUACAGAAUCGAAGUAUCAACACAAUAUGGCGUCUUUCGUCAUCAAGCAAAUGAGCUUGUGUCCAAAAUGGCCAUUCUUGAAGAACAAUUGACAAGCGAAGAACCCAAAGAAAAUGUAGAUGCGACACAUACUACUGUUGCUCAGCAACAGCAGAAAAGAGAGAGUAUAAUUUCUAGUUCGGCCAAAAUACAGAAACUGGGAAAAACACUUCUAGACGAACUGAAAAGAGAGCCAAAUGAAGACAGUUUGGACAGAGAAAAUCCAGCCGAAACUAUACGCAAAUUCUUACGACAAUUUGAAGAACGCAAUCUCUAUAUUGACGAACUGUGGGACGUCAGAAGAGAACAAUUGCAACGGAACAAAACAUUGAAUGAAAAUUUUCGAAAGUUUGAGAAAGACACACGGGAGGUUAUAACAUGGAUUCAAACCCAAAGCGAAGGAUUUUUUAAAGUUGACUUAAACGUGUAUCCAAAUAAUUCGAAAGAAGUGAAAGAACGUCUUGAAAAAUACAGAAUGUCGGCCAAGGUGGCUGAUGAUACAGUGAAAGAACAUCUUGAAGCUGCUGAAAGUUUAGCAUUGCUCGAGAGUGAGGAACAGGCUGCAUUUCGCGUCGUCACUGAUGAACUUCAGAUUGCUUAUGAGCGUUUCAAGACGUCGCUUUCCGAUCAUGAAUGUUUUCUCUCGAUGUGCUGUACGUUUUAUCAAAGUGUAGAAAAGCUUACCCAACUGCUAACCAACAUGGGAAUGACAUUCAGUAAAACGAAUACAACGUUAGAUCUUACAAAAGCUCAACUCAUGUUACAAGAUCACCUGGCUUCAUAUGAUUCAGUAUUAGAUCAAUAUAACUUCACAGUCAAAUGCGGUCAUGAUAUCAUUACGAAAUGCGAGAACGAUGCGUCCAUGAGCGUGUCACGUGACCGGAUUAUGCGCUAUGUCGAGCAAGCUGAGAGUCGCAAGGAGGAAUGGUUUGAUCUUUGGGAACAUCACAGGACAAAGCUAGAAGAAAGUAUUAAGUUGUGUGAAUUUGAACAGAAAAUUAACCAAGUAAACUGCCAGAUUGAAGAGCACAGCAGAACGCUUUUGGCUGUGAAUGACAAAUUUGGAGAGACUUUGAUGGAAUCUGUCUCACUCUUGAAAGAUUCUGAUAAUUUAUUGCUAUCUACAAAGCCAUGCGACGCAGCCGUCAACGAAUUGGUGACUGAGGCGGACGAUUUUUUGCGCAAAAAACAUGACGAUGCCGUUACAAUACAGGUGAAAGUAUCCUCCGUUGAAAAACGAUGGCAAAGAUUCUUGACGAACGUGGAGGAAUACAGAGGCUUACUUGAAGCUGCCGUUGAAUUCUAUCAACUUUAUGAACAAUCAGAGACUUGGCUGACCGACAGCAAACAUUUUCUCAACGCGACGCGCACUGAUUCAAGGCAAUGUUUCUCCAUUGAAGAAAUGAACAAACAUCUUCAAGCUCUUGUCGAGUUUAUGAAACCAGGAUGUAAGGCACAAAAUGGACGUGUUAUGAAACUUGGAGAAUUGGCAUCAAAGAUAGGAGUAGAGCACCAGAGAAAGCGAGUAAGGGAAUUAGUGACGAUACAGAAGCGAAUUCACUUCCAUUAUAAACGUCUUGAAGAGAAAAUUCGACAACUGAUCGAUGACAUGCGCGCAUCUGAAGCUGAAGGCAGACCUAUAAAGUUUGAAAUACAGAGCCCAGAAGCGUCUGAUGAAGAUGAGAUUCUUUUGGAUGAGAACAUUGAAGUUUCCAUGUCAUCUGAUGUUAGUUUACCUACGGAAAAUGAUCAUCCGGUUAUUGUGGCUUUAGAUCACGUGAAUACGUUAAAGAAGAAGGACGAUUAUGUCAAAGAAAGUUUGGGAAACAGUGAAGAACCGCAAAUCCUUGUCAGUAUAAGAAGUGACAGAUCUGUGAAACCUGAAGUUGAGAGACGGAUGGGAUCUAUUGUAGAUUCAGAAAUACAAAGCUGGAUGCCUGGGAAUAGUGACACACAACGGAAGCGAGAUAUUAUAUUGUGCGUGCAUGAUCAAGUCCACGAAACUUCUCCAAAUUAUUGGAGGAUUGACGAUGACGAAGAUGUGAAAAUGGAACUGGGACCCACUGUUACCGAAGGUCCUAUUUUUAAGCACCAAGUUGAGGUUGAAACAAAUCUCUUGGUUGAAACUUGUCCUAAGAUUGUGGAAAGCAAUUAUAAAGAUGAAAAAACGGAGUACUUACGUAAACGAACGUGGAAAAAAACGACACGCGAAACGGUCACGAGUGUAAAGAAGGAAACACGAACAGAACUCGAAGUGUUUGUCCAGGGCCGUCCUUGUGAAGUAGAGCUAUUUGAUGACCGCCUGGGCAUACAGGUCAAAUCCAGCACAUCAUUUUCAAAAAAAAUGCCCACAGAGACUCUCCAUUAUGAAGGUAAUGUGCAGCAUUCGGACGCAAGUUUUGGAAGAGACGUAAAGUUGCUGCAAACUCCAUCUUUGGCGGAAAAAGUGAACAAAAUACAGCAAGCUAAUGAGAAGAUAUGUGUGAAGAUUGAGCAAGCUUUGGGGGGAAAAGACACACAUGGCGUAACUAAAGGUAAAGGCGAAAACACAAUACCUCGCGCUGCAGGAACGGUGUUGUCACAUGAGGAUACCCCUGACAUGUUGCCCAAUUUGCCAUCAAAAUGUCAUCCUGUUGAAGUUCAAGAACAGCAGCCGCAUGCUGUCACAGGUAGAGAACAGCAGGCUCAAGAAAAGUAUAAUGAAAUUUUGAGGGAACUUGUAGAUAGCGAAAAAGAAUACGUCAAAUCACUUGGGAAUAUUCAGAAAUAUAAGGCGAGUGUCAAAUAUCCAAACGAAUUGAAUCCUGGCGAAAUGGAGGCCAUUUUCAUGAACAUCGACGAUAUUGAAGAUUUUCACAAAAAGUUUCUCAUAGAAUUGGAAAAGUGUCGAAAAGUGCCCUUAUCUUUAGGGACUGCGUUUGCAAACGCCAAAACAGAAUUGCAACAAUAUCUGACAUUCAGAGAAAAGAAACCCGAAUCAGAUCUUGUUCUUCUGUAUGUUCCAAGCACUUGCUUUCAGCGAGUGCUCUCAAAGACCCGUACGCCUUCAUUGGAAUCAUUGCUGGAGGAACCUUUAAAGAGGAUAUACGAAUAUAGAACAUAUCUUACGAAACUUCUUCAACAUGGGCAGCUACUGUCAGGAGAUAUCUCGGAUUUGAAGAAAGCCAAAAUCAUUGUUGAUGCCAUCAUCUCCAGGAUAGAAAAGAUGAACAGUUUAUAUAGUUUCGUUUCGGAGUUUGAUAUGCCAGUAAAAAAGCGAGCAAUCACUAUGAAUUUCAAAGCAACAUCGCCAGAUGAGAUAUCCGUAAAAGAAAAAGACAAUGUCUCUGUACUCGACGAAUCCAAUGACCGUGCUUUUGUCAUGAGACUUCGCGAUGAUGGUUCGGAAGAGAUCAAAGGCUGGAUACCAAAACAUGUAUUGGAUUCUGAAAGUAAAGUACCUGAAGAAUCAACUCAACGUGAUGUCUAUUCAAAAGUAGAAGAACCUGAAACGAAAACUGAGCCUACAGCACGAAUAUCUGCUGAUCAGUUGGUUGAUGUUUCAACCAAUGACAAAGAACUUACAUCAGAUGAGCAAGUGUCUUUCAAACCUGUGGCAAUAACACUACCAAUGACACAUAGCAACAUGACUUCAACGGAGAUUAAAUCUGUUCACUUUGUUGAGCCUCUGCAGAAUGCUGAAGUCAUGGAGGGUAGUGAUGUUGUCUUUGAUUGUGUUAUCAAUGGCUCCCAUCCAAUCGGCUUUCAAUGGUACAAAGAUAAUGAAGCUAUUUAUCAUGAUGAUAGUAAAUAUUCCAUGGUAGUGAAUGAUAAAAAACUGCGGCUAAUUGUGAAAGAUGCUAAGUUGGAAGAUAUUGGAAAUUAUCGAUGUGCGAUCGGAAACGAUAAUAGUCACGUGAGUAGCGAUGCUCAACUUAAUGUAAUACCCUUGAAGUCAAUGGAUACGCAUGAGGAUUAUGAUUUUGAAAGAUCGAAAGAAGAACAGAUGUCUCCAAAAUUCAUACAACCUUUGAAGAAUUGUCAAGUUUUUGCAAAUGAGUCAGUUACACUACAGGUAGAGAUUCAAGGCGUACCAGCUCCCGAAGUUCAAUGGGAGUUUGAAGGAAAGCCUAUUGUCGAGAGUGACGUUUUAUAUACAGAACGCGAUGGUAGUAUGUUACGGUUGAUCAUCACGAAAGCUGAUAUGAGCCACGAGGGUGUCUUCUGUUGCAUUGCAUCAAACGUUGUUGAUACCGUUAGUAGUCAAUGUGAACUGCUUGUAGACGAAUCAUCAGAUGGUUUACCACAGUUGAAGCGAACACUUGCAGACAACGAACUUACCCUUGGCAGUGAAGUGAAGUUGUCUAUUGAGAUUGGUAACCAGUGUUGGACGAAAGUGCAACCCUCAGUGGAGUGGUUUAAAGACGAUAAAGUUCUAGAUGAGAGACAUGACAAGUACACUACGAAUUUUGAGAAUGGAGUACAUAAUUUGAAAUUUGUUCCUACUGGACCAGAAGACGAAGGUCUCUACAAGGUGGUUGUAAAAAAUAACAAAGCCGAGUUGGUCAGUGUUGCCGAAAUGAAAUUUCCUUUCGUUGAUAAGAAUGCCCGUCCCGAAGAAAGUAUUGAAAAAACCAACGUCCAAAAUGACUUUGAAAUCCCUGAAGUUAAGUUCGAUAUAAAUGAAGAACCGGAGUUUGUCUCCUUACCACAAAGCAUCCGUGUGAACGAAAACGAACGUGCAACAUUAAGAUGUUCUGCAGUCGGAAAUCCAGUCCCUGAAAUUAAGUGGCUUGACCCAAAGAAACAAGAAAUCUUGAAAAAAGGCAGAAUACGUCACGAAACAAGCGACGGUUACACCAUCUUGACCAUUGAUGAAGUUUGUAAAGAUGACGAGGGGUCAUACACUUGUGUUGCUUUUAAUGCUUCCGGAGAGAUAUCCACAAAUAUCGAGCUACUUGUCGAUAAAGUAUUGAUACCUGCUGAUGAACCUUCAGAAAAGCGAGCUCAAGAUAAGACGGCCAUUGUUAUCGAACAAAUUGACAGCGUGUAUUUGGAACCCAAAGAAGUCGAGAUAAGAUCACCACUUUAUUCAAACGACUUUGAAUCCUUCGAUAUCCCAUCAUCAAGGCCACGACCAUCCACUCCCAUACCGGACGAUUUGAUUUUACCACGCGAGGGUGUCGUAGAAGACUUGGUUUUACAACCACGCGUGGAAACGAUUCGCAACACGUAUACAGAUGAUGGUGAAAAUACUUGUUUAGCAGUAAAAGUGCAUGGACCACCAAGUGAAGUAAAAUGGCUAAAAGAUGGCCAGCCUCUCGAGGAUGAUAAGAAAUACACGAGUCGGCUCAACCAAGAAACUGGUCUUUAUGAACUUGUUAUUCAUGACACCGUACCCAGUGAUUCUGGUGAAUACAGAUGUGUCGCCACCAAUUCUAAAGGUCAUGAUUCUUGUCCAAUCAAACUAGACAUUCAACCGUUGUCUGGUCCUCCGAAGUUUCUUCGAGCUCUUCGUGAUGCGGAAGUUUUGUCUGACACUUGCGUGAAGUUCGUCGUUGAAGUUGUUGGAAGUCCAACGCCUCAAGUGAGAUGGUUCAAAGAUGGAGAACCUCUUGAAAACUCUGAGAAAUAUGUGAUCGAAUGUAAAGGCAUAACUUAUUGCUUAACUGUGAAAAAUUGUGUGGCAAAAGACAGUGGUGAGUUCAAAUGUGUUGGCGUGAAUUCUGCUGGAGAAGUUGAGUCAGUAGCGAUUCUAAGCGUAUUGAAUACACCUGUCCUACCGCCAUUAUUUGAAGACAAACCCGAGGAUACUGCUAUUGAGAUACUGGAGCAAGGGGACAUCAAAUUAGAAGCAACGAUUGUGGGACAACCAAAGCCGAAUGUUCAAUGGUUCAAAAAUGAGGAACAACUACGUCCGAACAAACAUUAUAAGAUCGAUGAAAAUUAUAAUACGUAUAAAUUGAUAAUUGUUGGCGUUUCUAAAGAUGAUUCAGCUUCGUACAAGUGCAUUGCGACCAACGAUGGCGGUAUUGCAGAGCGAACGUAUCAUGUUGAUAUUGAAGCUAAAAGCGGACCACCGGAAUUCAUGGGAAGUGUCAACGACGUGGAAGUAAAACCUGGAAACGAAGCACGUCUUGAAUUUCAUUUAGGGGGAUCCCCUGUUAGUAAAGUUGAAUGGUUUAAGAAUAAAAAGCCGUUGAAAGUUGGUGAUGAUAUCAAAUAUGAACUAACCGAUGACAGCUGUGUCUUAUUCAUACCGAAUGUCUGUCCGAACGAUAGUGGUGAGUACCGAUGUAUGGUAACAAAUGACUCGGGAAGCAGUACCUCCACAGUACAACUUCAUGUCAAGGAAUCAACAGUUGACUGUACUCAAGUAACCCCUGAAGAAACUCUACUGGAAAUUGCUGAUACUUACUCACGUGAUGAAUUGGCGCCAAUGUUUAAAGAGGAAGCCCAAGAUGGUUCAGUAACUGUUUUAGACGGGGGGAACGUACGACUUGAAGCUCGAAUCGGAGGUGUUCCAACGCCAAUUGUUCAAUGGUAUAAAGACGACACUCCUAUAGAUAUUGGGGAGCGUUUUGUGAAAGUCGUGGAUAACGAUAGAUAUUGUUUGGAAAUUGCUCAUGUAUCGCCGAGCGACUCUGGAAAGUACAAGUGUGUUGGUUCAAACCAUCUUGGUAUAGUGACCAGGGUCUACAAUCUGGAUAUUGAUGGUAAAGAUGACGAAGACGAUGUUGACGCUUUGCCACAUUCACUUGGAUCUGAAACAGCUCCAAUGAUUAUUGAACCCCUUCAGUCCCAAGUGGUUAAAUUGGGCAAUACACUGACAUUAUCAUGUCGUCUCUCACAAUUACCAUCUGCGCAACUCAGUUGGCUUGUAAACAACAUACCUUUAGAAUUUGACUCGAGAAAAAGUAUUGAGAGAAAAAACGAUGUCUGUUCAUUGGUCGUAACGAAUGCAAGAUCAGAAGAUGAAGGAGAAUAUACAUUAAUUGUUCAUAAUAGUCGUGGACAAUGUGAAACCAGAGCUUCAGUCAUAGUGACCAAGUCUAUCAACGCUCCAAUUUUCACUAAACCCUUAAAAUCUGUCACGAUCAACGAAGGCGAUGAUGCACAAAUGGUUGUGAGGAUAACAGGAGAACCAGAAGUUUCUUGGUAUCACAAUGAUAAAUUGAUUACGGACAAAGAUAACUGCAUGAUCGUCGAUGCUCUGAAUGGGGAUGACCAAUAUUAUUUGGUCAUAAAAAAUGGUAAACUGUCUGACUCUGGGCUAUAUAGAUGCAUUGCACGGAAUGCUAGUGGAGAAACAGGAUGCUUUGCUCAUGUAGUCGUCCAACAGAAAACACUUGAGAAAAACGAGUCACAUACAGAAGGAAAUAUCAAUCAUGAGGAAAAUAAAACAGAUAGAUCAUCACAAGAGAAUCAUUUGCACAAAAAUGAUGUUGUCUUUGAUAAUGCAGCGGCUAAAUCCGAGCCCAAGUUCAAUAACAUCGUUCCAGAUCUAUCCAUGGAGAUCACAGAUGGAGGUGACAUAAUUCUCGAGGCAGAGAUCAUUGGAAACCCAAAACCUGUAGUCGAAUGGUAUAAAAAUGAUACGCUGAUAACAUCGUCCCAUCAUUAUUUACCCGAGUCACGAAAUGAUGUUUAUUGGCUCAAAAUUGUUAGUGCCAGUCCAGCAGAUGCAGGAGAGUACAAGUGUGUGGCAUCAAAUCCUCUUGCUACAAGGAUUCGAACAUAUGCUGUUAAUAUUGAACUUUCAAUGGAGGAUGAGGACGAGGACGCGUUAGUACACGAAGAAUUGGAAUUGCAAAAUCGCGUCUAUAAUAAUGCUUAUUCCGAUCCAGUAACCUUAAAGUUGGAACUAAACCGCGAAAGUGAGCUGAAAUUAGGACUUCCUACGUUGCAGCAAAAUGGAAAAGCGCAUUUUGAAAACAGUCCACUUGAAACCAGUAUCCCAACACAACAAUCUAAAACUGUUGAAGACUGUGUUUUUGCUGUUGAAUCUGACAAAAACCUAGAGAACAUACCUCCACCAAAUAAAGUUACUCCUCAGGUAGACGAAACGUAUCCAUUGAUGGAUUCGGUUGCCAUAUCAGGUGCUAUUCAACCAUUCCUGGAUGAUUCCUCUGAUAAAAUCUUGACACCCUCUCAUGACGAUGAACCUGUAGACUUGGAGUGUUCCACUCAAACGACAACUGCUUCUACACCGACAACCACAACACCAUUGCAAGGUAUUCACUUUAACAUUCCAUUUACUGAGCUUGACAAACCUUACGUUAUCCUGGAUUCUCAAGAAAGAUCUCCCGAGUCAUCGUAUGAUCAAUCUGAGUCACGAUUGACUUCUGACGAGCAGACGCAUAUUCCUAAAUCAGCUCAGAAAGAACCAAUGGUCGAAAGUCCUGGUGAAAUUGCAACUCAAACAUUAUCAGAGAGGUCUCCGUCGUUUAUACCUUUAAAGACUUAUUCAAAACCGUCAAAUCAAGAAAAUCUAUUUGACAAUCAGACUACGGAUGGUACGGAGCCUUUACAAACCAUUCAUCCGACAUCAGAAAUUAAUGUCAAUGACAAUGACAAUGAAGAUUCUGUUAUGGCGAAUGAGAAACAUUUUGAUGCUUUGAGGCAAAGUGGAAUGGUUCCUGAAUUCUUUGAGAAACCUGAAGAUAUUGUAGUGAACAAUGGUCGUGAAAUCAAACUUUGCGCACGAGUCAGGGGAAAACCAUUGCCAAAGGUAUCAUGGCUGUUGGGAUCAAAACUUCUCCUGAAGAGUAAUCGUGUUGAGAUGCGUGAAAACAAUGGUGUACAAGAACUUGUUGUGAGGAAUGCGACUCUGGACGAUGAGGGAAUGUAUCGCUGCAUUGCUGUCAAUAAAUUUGGUGAAGCAAAUUGUGAUUGUGAAGUUAUGGUCGAAGAUCCAUCGGACGACGAAGGCAGAACGUCAUCCGGUCCUUUAAUCAAUCAGUGUCCACCAGGUUUCCUUCGAGGACUGGAAGAUAAAGAGGUGGUUAUUGGCAAGAGUUUAGUACUAGAGUGUCAGUUUUUUGGCAUACCAGAGGUUGAUAUCGUGUGGUACAAAGAUGGAGGUCCUAUUAAUGACACAGAGCAGCGUUUGGUGUUUGAUAUCUAUGAUGAUGUUGCUAGUCUAACCAUUAAUGACGUAAUACCUGAUGACGAAGCUUGGUAUCGUUGUAAUGCUAUGAAUACUUUAGGAUCAUCUUUCACCGAGUGUCAAAUUGUCGUCAUUGAGAAACCGAAUUUUACAAAAUCACUUGAAGAUACUGUAAUUUGUGAAGGUGAAGAUAUUCUAUUUACUGUCCAAAUUGAAGGAGAACCGGAAGUGAGUUGGUACAAAGGGGAAAAGGUGCUGGUUGAUGAAGGUCGUUGUGUUAUUGUCGACGAAGACGAAGAUCAAGUAUUCACUCUUGCUAUUGAAGAUGUCUUACCUGAAGAUGAAGGAGAGUAUCGAUGCGUUGCCAAGAACGAAGCAGGAAUAUCCGAAUCCGUUGCAAAGUUGACUGUUGACAUAAAAUAUCCACCUAAAUUUGUUGACCCUGCUCAGGUCGAACCGUAUUUCGUCAAGAAAGGUAGCGACCAUCGACUAAUUGUUUAUGUGAAAGGAAACCCGACACCCAUAGUAAAAUGGUUUUUGGAUGGUAAACCAUUGCCUAGUAACAUGCACUACGAAAUAUGUGAAGAUGGCAACGAGUAUUCACUGUGUAUUCAUUCCAUAACUCUCGAUGACCAGGGCGAAUACUCAUGUGAGGCUACGUCAGAACUUGGUCAAGCAGUGAGAAAAUUCCAAGUCCUUUUGCAAGCAUCUACACCGCAUGGGACUUCUCCAACAUUCACAGAAACUCUCAAACCUCUUGAAUUGAAAGAAGGGACAGUCGAAGCAAGAUUUCAUUGUAAAAUAAACGGUGACCCGUCGCCUAUAGUUGAAUGGUAUAAAGAUAACGAGUUAUUGGUAGAAAACGACAAGAUAAAGUUUUUCACCGAAGACGGCAAAUGUUACUUGUGUGUUCGAAAUAUAUGCACUGCUGAUGAAGCCGAAUAUAAGGUCUUAGCGAGAAAUUCCAUUGGAUGUACGACAUCUGUCGCUGAACUCAUUGUAACUGAAUGUUGUUUGGUACCUGAAAUAAUUGUCCCUAUGAAUGAUGUAGAGAUCGCACCCGGUGAAGAUGGAUGUUUCUUUGUCCGCGUGAAGGGAAACGUAAAAGUGGACUGGUACAAAGGAAAUAAAUUACUGGAGGAUGUUGGUCAUGUUGUGAUUGUUGAUGAAGACGAUGGUGAAACAUUUACUUUAGCUUUAGAAGAAGCAAGUAGUGAUGAUUCAGGAAUGUAUAAAUGUGUAGCUUCAAAUAAAGCUGGGACUGUAACUUGUUCUGCGAUGUUGAAUGUUGAAGAGUAUGGCAAAGAGAAAAAAUUGAAAAAAGAAUCAAUGUCUUCUUUGAAUAACGAGUGCAAACCUUCCGAAGAUGUGUUUGAAAAGUCGUCUCAAAUGUGUUUGGAAGAUGCGUCAACCAGUGAAGAAAUUCCGUAUUUUUUGAACAAAUUCCCGGACAGCGAAGUAGUUGCUGGUGCCGAAAUACAGUUGAUUUGUAAGUUUGCAGGUUCCCCUGAAGUGCGAUGGUUCAAGGAUGGCGGACCAUUAGAAGAAAACGACCGCAUUUCAUGUGUUACAAAAGACAAUGUCACGACGCUUACUAUCGAAAGGGCCGAGCCUGAUGAUGAAGGAUGGUAUCGAUGUCGUCUGACAAACGAGCAAAGCGUGUGUGCUCAUGAAGCUGAAGUUAUCGUUAUAGAAGCGCCAAAGUUUGUAAAUGAAAUGGAAGAUGUUACCAUAGAUGAAGGAGAAGAUAUCCAGUUUACUGUGAAGAUUGAAGGAGAACCAGAAGUUAACUGGUACAAAGGCGACAAGCUAUUGGUUGAUGAAGGUCGUUAUGUUAUCGUCGACCAAGACGAAGAUCAAGUAUUCACUCUUGCUAUUGAAGAUGUCUUACCUGAAGACGAAGGAGAGUAUCGAUGCGUUGCUGAAAACGAAGCUGGAAAAUCACAGUCUAAAGCAAAGGUCAUCGUACUUGAUACGGAAUACCCCCCUGAGAUUACAAAUGAAGGGCAAGACGAACCUUAUUUUGUCAAACGUGGUAAUGACUUGAGACUAGACGUUACACUAAAAGGCAAUCCUCUUCCUGAUGUAAAAUGGUUUGUUGGUGAUAAGCCACUUGUGAACAACUUACACUAUGACAUCACUGAUGAAGGUCUCGAACAUUCCCUUUGUAUACGUAAUGUGACACGAGAAGAUCGCGGAGUGUAUAAAUGUCAAGUGACGUCAAAACUCGGUAAAGUGACGAGGAAAUUUCAACUUAAUAUUGAAGGUCUUGCUCAAGAAGGUAUUGCUCCUGAAAUCAUUCAAAGAUUGUAUCCCGUCGAGGUAAAAGAAGGACAAGACGCGAAGUUUCAAUGCCGAAUUUUUGGUAAACCUGUGCCUUUGGUGGAAUGGUAUAAAGAUGACGUUUUAAUAGAGAAUGAUGACAAAGAAUUCAGUUUUCAAAAACAAGAUGGCUGUGAAAUAUUAAUAGUACAUGAAGUUUCUCCUUUAGAUGAAGCGGAAUAUAAGGUUUUAGCUCGUAAUACUCUUGGAACUGCUACGUCCUUAGCUGAACUCUUUGUCGAAGAAGAAGAGGUAAAACCGGAAUUUAUUGAACCAAUGAAAGACGUUCAGAUUCUCCCUGGUGAAGAUGGACGUUUCUUUGUCCGCGUGAAGGGAAACGUAAAAGUGGACUGGUACAAAGGAGAUAAAUUACUGGAGGAUGUGGGUCAUGUUGUGAUUGUUGAUGAAGACGAUGGUGAAACAUUUACUUUAGCUUUAGAAGAAGCAAGUAGUGAUGAUUCAGGAAUGUAUAAAUGUGUAGCUUCAAAUAAAGCUGGGACUGUAACUUCUACUGCAAUGUUGACAGUUCAUGAAAAACUGACCGAACAGACAGCAAAUCGACUUUCUGCACUCUUAACGCAGGAAGUUUGCCCUCCAUUUUUUGAGGAACCACAAAAGGAUAUCGUGUAUGAUGUCUGCGAGGGUGACACCGUUGGCUUUAAUCUCAACGUUCACGGAAAACCACAACCGGAAAUACAGUGGCUUAAAGAUGACGAAAAACUCCCUAAUGGUGACAAUUACUGUAUCACAAAGGAUGGUGUCAAACAUGAGUUGCGCCUGCAGAACAUUACGAUAGAUGACAGUGGUUUCUACAAGUGUGUUGCUUGCAAUGAUAUUGGAGUGGAUGAGAGGACAUUUAAACUAGAUGUUGAAGAUACGCUUUCGGAAAGAUGCAUACCCACAGUACUUCAUGGUCUAAAAGACUGUCAGGUCAUCGCGGGCGCAUCCUAUGAGCUCGAGUGCCAAUUCUUUGGGACACCGGAGCCGAAAGUUGUGUGGACAAAAGAUGGUGGCCCACUAGAGCUGAAUGAUAGAAUAAACAUGGUGCACACGGAAGGUGUUGUUAAAUUAUGUUUUGCAAAAGUAGAUCCUGACGAUGAAGGAUGGUAUAAAUGUCGUUUGAUUAAUCCUUGUGGUGUUGUAUCCAUCGAGUGUGAAAUGAUCGUAGUUGAAACUCCUAAGUUUAUAAAAAUGCUUGAAGACGUUACAAUUGUUGAAGGCGACGACGUCCAGUUCAAUGUUCAAAUUGAUGGAGAGCCGGAAGUUAACUGGUACAAAGAUGACGUGCAAUUGCAGGACGUUGGUCGUUUUGUCAUUGUAGAUCAGGUCGAAGAUCAAUUAUUCACAUUUGCAAUUGAAGAUGUCGUGCCUGAGGAUGAAGGUCAAUACCGAUGUGUGGCUGAAAACGAAGCUGGAAAGUCUGAAUCAGUCGCAAAGCUGUUUGUCGUUGAUCAAGAAUAUCCUCCAGAAUUCACUAACGAAUUUCAGGACAAACCAUAUCUUGUUGCCCAUGGCGAUAAUCUAAAACUUAACGUCACUGUAAAGGGAAAGCCGUUUCCCAAGUUACAUUGGUAUAGAAAUGACGAACCAUUAAAGUCAACCAAACAUUUUGAAAUAUCAGAUAGUGGUCGUGAGUCCUCGUUGGUUAUUCGUUCGGCGACGUCAGAAGACUGUGGUGUAUAUAAAUGUGAAGCCAUUUCGAAGUUGGGAAAAGCUGUGAGAAAAUUCCAAGUGAAUCUUGAAGGAAUUCAACAAGAUGGCUCAAAGCCCGAGUUCUCUGAAAGGAUCACAAAUAAAGAGAUGAAGAUAGGAGAAGAAGUACGAUUUACCUGUAAGGUAUUUGGAACACCAACACCAAAUAUUGAAUGGUAUAAAGACGACGAAUUUCUACAAGAAAGUAGCAAGAUCAAGUUUGAAAGUAAAGAUGGAUAUCACAGUUUAAUACUUCGUGAUAUCACUUUUCAAGACGAAGCAGAGUACAAAGCGCUGGCUCGAAAUCCUUUGGGAACAGCAACAUGCACGUCAGAGUUACUUGUGGAGGAGAGGAUAUAUGAGCCAGAGUUCGUAGAAACUAUGAAAGAUAUAGAGAUAUUCACUGGUGAAGAUGGAUGUUUCUUUGUCCGCGUGAAAGGUAACGUGAAAGUGGACUGGUACAAAGGAGAUAAAUUACUGGAGGAUGUUGGUCAUGUUGUGAUUGUUGAUGAAGACGAUGGUGAAACAUUUACUUUAGCUUUAGAAGAAGCAAGUAGUGAUGAUUCAGGAAUGUAUAAAUGUGUAGCUUCAAAUGAAGCUGGAAGUGUGUCAUGCACAGCUACUUUAACUGUGUCUUCAGAUAAAGAAGAAAGACUAGUUAAGCCAAGUGAUGUCAUUAAAGCCCAACGAGCUACCCAUCUUACCUCUCAAGAAACCGAACAGUAUAGUAAAGACAAGGUAGCAUCUCAACAUCAUGAAAAAAUACCCAUUGUUGACCAUCAGGUAAUUAAUGAUAAAAACAAGAUGAAUUUCUCUAAGGAUCAAGGGGACAAUAUAAAUAAUGCUAAGCCAGAAGAUGGAGUCUCUUUAGGAACCAGCAAAGAAGUUAGUUUAAUCAUCGAUGGAGAAUCUGGAUCAAUUAUGAAGCUUCCUGUUUCACAAGUUGAGGAGUCAUCACCACAAAACUAUGUGGAAAAAUCAGAUGAAACGAAGAUUCUAAUUGUUGAAGAACCAACCUCGUCAAUAGCGUCUCGUGUAAAUGCGAUAGAACAAAAGAUUUCUCAAAAAUCUCCGGUUGCUAAAAAGGCCGAUAAACUUGGAAGAGAAAUAAAAUCACCUAGAACAGACAACUUUGGUAUGGAAAGUAUGCCUCAUAAGGUUAAAAGUUCUCAUGACAAAUUCUCACCAUUAACUGGUGAUGUUGUGCUGCAAAAAGACUCUUCAUCUGCUUUACUUGACACGCCAAUACCAAAAAUAUUAUCACAGUCGAGCUUUGAGUUUAAAAAGAACGAUGAAAAUAUGAAAUCUCAAAAUGCUGUUCCGAGUGACAUCCCAAAAGAAAGAACUUCCGCGAUUGAGUGUUCCUCUUCUUUUAUGAAAACCUCAGAUUUUCCUGCUGGAAAUCUGAUUAAUGAUAAUACAGGAAACAUUGAAGAAGUGAAAACUUUUGACGUCAUUACAAAAGAACUAGUUUUCAACAAUCAAUUUGAAUUACCUUUGAAAAACGUUGAGGCAGACAAACCUUUUGAAGCGUCUAUCAAAGACGAACUACAGAAUCAACGAGCAAACAUUGAGAAAGUAAUGACUAGUGGCGUUGAUGAUGGUCUAUCGCUGGAAAAGACGUUAGCAGUGCUACCAGACAAAACAUCAAAAUCUGCCCCACAGACUAUGAAAAAACCUACGAAAUUUAGUAGUGUACAGCAAAUUCAAGGAAAGUUAUGGCCUAAAAAACAAGAAAUGUCGAGCAGCCUAGAGCAGAAACAACCUAAAGUAACAGCGAAAGAUGAUGUUGUAAAUUUGGCAGAUAAGCAAAAACCAGCUUUUAAACAACUCCCAGGUGUACACAAAUAUCCUUCUGAAUCCUCUAAGACAAUAGAGCUGCUUGUUGAUAGCGGUGACAUGCAAAUUUCUGCUGGGAAAACUGCAGUAUCCCAAGAUGAAUCGGGCAAGUUACUAGUCACUUCAAAUUCCAAGUCUUCUGAGGUUAAAGAACUGGAAGAGCAAGUUUCUGUGAAUUUUCCUAUUGUAAAAUCUAAAUCUUCAAAUUUUGCAUCUGUGAAAUGGAACAAAGAUGAGAGUAAACUGUCUUACAAUGUCAAACGUGGUGAUAUGUUACCUGUUUGGGCUAAACAAUCGAGAAAAUCAAUAACUUCAGAUAAAGGUUCUUACAAAAAUUCGGGAGUAAAUAUAAAAGACACUCUAGAUCAAUCCAAAUCUACUUCAGACGCAAGUGAGCUGAGACUAGAGGAAACUGGUGCGAGUUAUGGACAAUCUGUUGAAGUUUUUCUUGGAUCAAACGUAGAUGCUACAGCAGUUCAACUUCCAUCUAAGGAUCUACCUAAACAAAUCUAUUCAAAACAGAAAGAUUCUGGUGUGCAAUCAAUGCAACCUAGUGCAAAAUCGAAAUUAAGCAAAGAAGAAGUGAAGCAACCUCCUGAAGUUAUGCCAAAGCCGUAUGACAAAAUGAGGAAACAGGAAGCUCAUAUUACCGAGACGGAAAGCUCUCAUGUGAAGCAAAGAACCGAAAAUACAUCAAAACCAAUUGAGGAUAUGAAAAAAUCCGAAAUCCUUAAACCAGAAACAACUCAACCCCUGCUACAACCAUCGUCAGACAGUCAAAUCUUUAGCUUGGAAAUGAUUGACCUUGAAGUUAGGGAAGGGGACGACGCGACCUUUGAUGUGCGUGUUGAUGCUCAUGGCUGCGAAGUAGACUGGUACCGAGAAGAAGAACUCCUUGAGGACGAAGGAAGAAUUAUUAUCGAAGACCCGCAUCCGGACGGCGAUGAUAAUCUGUAUUCACUGACUAUUGAGAAUUGUGGACCAAAAGAUUCAGGUCUGUACAAAUGCUUUGUUACCAUUGACGGAAAGGAGUGGAUUACUACUGGACACCUCAAUAUUAUCCCUGCCUUAUCACCUAACAUUCCAGUGUUCUCUACCCCUUUGCAACCAAUAGAAACCAAUCCUGGUGGUACUUUAAGUCUGCAGUGCUCAGUUCGCGAUGCAUCAAGUAUUGAAUGGUUCAAAGACGACCGUCCCUUGACACAAACAUCCCGGAUUCAAAUGUACAAGAAAGGGGAUGAAGUCAGUUUGACUGUGAAGUCUGUGCGUCUUGAUGAUGUUGGAAAGUAUCGCUGUCUAGCUACGGGCCCUGGAGGCAAGGUUGAUUCGGUUGCCGUAGUUGAUAUUCGUAAGCCGCUCCUACCUCCAAAGUUCCAAGAAAAACUUAAAAACACUGAAACAAAGGAAGGCAACAGAGUCGAGUUUAUGAUACAAGUUUCGGGCAAACCAUCUUUGACUUGGUAUAAAGAUGGUAAACUGUUACCUAUCGGUGAUCGUAUCUCGGUAGAAUGCUCCAACCAUGAGAAAGGUAUUUACUUAUUGUGUAUCGAUAAUGCCAAACUCGCCGACUCUGGAAGGUAUAAAUGUGUAGCCAAAAAUCAAGCCGGAGAUUGUUUUUGUUCGACAAACCUACAGAUCAAAGAGAAAACAGUUGCACCAGUCUUUGGUGACGUCAAUUCAAUGUUGAAUUGCAACGAAGGCGAAAAUAUGCUUAUUGAGAUUCCGGUAACCGGUAACCCAGCUCCAAAAGUCACGUGGUACAAGGACAAUAUCCAAUUGUAUAACUUUGCUAGGUGUAAGAUGUACGUCGACGGUAAUACGUGUAAAUUACAUAUGAAAGAGAUGACCCUGCAGGAUGCUGGAACUUACAAGGUUAUGGCGAAAAAUUUAUCUGGCUUGGUUGCUAAAGAAAUAAAUGUUACCGUGACAGCUCUACAAAGCGAGAUAUCCUCUGCCUUAGAUGAAAAGCAUAUUCAUCCCCCGAAGUUUCACAUGACAAUGACUGAUGUGGAUAUUGCGCCAGGAGAGGACGCCAUCUUUGAAGUUCAUGUUUGUGGUGAACCAGAACUUGAUUGGUACAAGGAUGGAAUCUUAAUUGAAGAUGAAGGUCGCUUUAUAAUUGAAGAUCCAAUCGAGGAUGAUAUACUUUAUCGUCUGACUAUUGAAAAGUGUCAACCUUCCGAUCGUGGUACAUACACUUGCUACAUCAGAAAUGACCGUGGUGAAGCUCGAUGUUCAGCACAACUCAUGAUUACUGAGCCUCUUGAAGGUAAAUUUGGAAAGCCUCACUCAUUCAAGAAAAUGUCAAUGCCCGAGUGGAUCAAAAAGCAACCAGAAAAGCCAGUGAAAUUCGGAAAAGAGGGAUUGAAAUCAUACCCAAAAGAAUUGGUGGAAAAGUCAACCAAUGUUUUGAUCACACCUGAGAAAGCGAAGGUCGAAGAGCAUAGUAUUCCUGAUGAAAAAGAUGAGGUCAUACUACCACCAACAAGAGACCUGCCAUUACUCACUACGGACAGAGAUCCUGGAUUAGGGAGUAAAAAUUCUUGGAAAAAGCCUUCAGCUGACAUACCUCAUGGAAAGAGAAAAACAUUUGAAGCACCGAAGCCUCUCGCGUCGAAACCAAAGUUUUUGAAAGAAAUGAAAGGUGGCAGGGUCCACGUAGGCGACAACAUCAUGUUGGAGGUUGAAGUUGAACACGAUCCUUACAUAAAUUGGUUCAAAGAUGAUGUCAUCAUAGACGAUGGUGGUCGGUUUAUCAUUGAGGAUGCUGUUGAAGGAGAUACGUUAUAUAGGCUUACAGUAAAUGAUUCAACUGUAGUUGAUACUGGAGAGUACAAGUGUGUUGCUUCGAAUGAUAUUGGUGAUACAACAUGCACAGUUUAUGUAGAUGUAAGACCGGAGGAAAAUUUGUUGCCAGAAUUUAUUGGAAGCACAACGGAGAGCCCCCUGAACAUUGUUGAAGGCGAGGAUGGGAAGAUUGACGUGGAAAUACGAAAGAGACCCGGCACCACUGUCGUAUGGUAUAAGAAUAAUAUAAAAUUGCGUCGUGACCGUCACGUGAUCAUUGAGAGUAAAGAUAAUAGUUAUAAUCUAACUGUGAAGAAAAUGGUGAAGUCUGAUGCUGGAAUCUAUAAAUGCGUUGCAAUCUGCCCUACUGGAAAAGUCAGCAAAGAAUUUCAAGUCAAUGUUAUAUCAAAACAACGGAAAUUUUCCCCACUUCAACUACGCAAACCACAGUUUGUUGAAAGGCCGAAACACACUGAUGUAAACGAAGGGGACGAUGCUGUAUUUUCGAUUCGUGCGAACGGUGAACCUGAAAUAAUUUGGUAUCACGAUGAUCAACCUUUAAAUGACGAUAUUCGCUUCUUGAUGGAGUCCGAAGGUGAUGUAUCAAAACUACGUAUUAAAAAUACUAAACCGGAGGACGCAGGCUCAUAUAAAUGUGCUUUGAAAAAUGGUGCCGGUCAAGUUUUUUGUACAGUUAGUCUCCGCGUAAAGGAAACAAUUACUCCGCCAGAUAUUAUAGCUUCAUGUGAGACACAGCUCAACGUUGAAGAAAAUACUUGUGUCAAAUUCAUUGCUAAUGUCAAAGGACAUCCUGAGCCGAAGAUUACUUGGUUUAAGGAUGACAUAAGGCUUCAAAGUGAUCCUCGGAUGCGAAUGUCAUAUGAUGGUGAGAAGUAUGUUUUGCACAUUGAUCACGUAAAAGCAGUGGAUUCUGGAAUAUAUCGUUGUAGAGCUGCGAAUUCAGCUGGCAGUUGUAGCGUUGAUUUUGAACUAAUUGUGAAUGUUUCAACGAAAGAAGAAAAACCGUUUGAAGAGAUUGGUCACCGACCAAUUUUUGUUGAGAAAAUGCAAGACAUUGACGUAUGUCAGGGUGGAGAGGCUGUGUUUAGCGUGAGAGCAAAUGAGAGGCCGAAAAUAGAAUGGUACAAAGAUGAUAGUAAAAUUGAAAACAAAGGAAAAUUCAAGACACUUGAUGCAGCAGAUGGAGGUAAUCUUUAUCAACUUAUCAUUGAUAACGUAAAAAAUAACGAUAUUGGCACGUAUGUUUGUCGAGUCACAAAUGACGUUGGAAAAAGUUCUUGUUCAGCGAAUCUCUACGUGGAUCGAUCUGUCACGGUGCCACAGUUUGUUGGAGAAGAUGAACCGUUGUCUGAUUUGUAUGAAGGAGAUGAACUCAGGCUUAGAGCAAUUGUUAGAGCAUUCCCAAAACCGGAAGUUAUUUGGUUCAGAAAUGACGUCAGACUUCGUGGUGAUGCCUACGUCAAACUGCAGCCAGUCAAUGAUGAGUACAAUGUUAUUGUCCGAAAUCUUAAGCAAACCGAUUCUGGAGUGUACAGAUGUGAAGCGAGUACUUCUGCUGGAACUGUUUCUAAAGAAUUCAUUGUUAAAAUCAAGGAAAAGCAAAAAAAGCAAAAUGCGGCAACGGUCAACAGAGGGUUGAAAGAAAGUUAUGAUCUUGAAGAAGGUAAUCCUUUGAAGCUUCAAUGUGACAUAAGUGGUCUGCCGUCUCCCGAGGUUAUAUGGUAUAAAGAUGACGAACCAGCUGAAGACAUCCGUUUAAUGAAAAUAGAUAAUAUUUCCGGACUUUGUACUUUAAAAAUAAAGAGUGUAAAAGCAGAACACGCCGGUACUUAUCGUUGUGUUGCCACCAAUCCCGCGGGCUCAGCUGAAACUGCUACCAUAGUAACUGUACGCAAGGAGAUAGCACCGCCUGAAAUCAAAGAACGACUAAGAAACAAAGAUGUACGGGAGGGGGAAAAUGUGACUCUACAAUUGAGGGUUACAGGAGACCCUGAACUCCAUUGGACAAAGGAUGGCAAGAUUUUAACCAAUGGGAAAAAGUAUAAUAUAAGUAGCACACCAAGCACCAAUGACAAUUAUACUUUGGAAAUCAACAAUUGUGAACUUCAGGACUCCGGUAGGUAUAAAUGCGUCGCAAAAAACAUGCGUGGUCAGGUGUUUUGUUCUUGUACACUAAGUGUUUUGGAAAGACAGUAUGCUCCUGAGUUUUCAAGUCCCGUCGAAGCAAGCACUGAUGUUUCCGUCCAGGAAGACGAUGAACUACGUUUGGAAGCAAGUGUGAUUGGAAAACCUGAGCCUCGCGUUAAAUGGUUCAAAAAUAAUUUUGCUGUAAUGCAGAUCAGUGGUAACCGACUGCAACAAAAAGAUGGAAAAUACACUUUGGUUGUAGCAAAGGCAAAACAAAGUGAUAAUGGGACAUUCAAAUGCGUCGCUUCCAAUAUCGUUGGUAGUGCCAAUAAAGUUUUUCAAGUUAGCGUCAAAAGUGCUAAAGAAGAAGGCCAAUCGCCAAUAUUUCUAGAAGAACUGCAAACAGUUAAAGUGAAAGAAGGACGAACGGCUCGGCUUGAAUGUAAGUUGGAUGGCAAACCGUCACCUAAGGUGGAAUGGCGUAAAAAUGACGAGACGUUGAGCUUGGGUAGUAGAGUAUGUGGGGAUAAAGAAGGGCAAUAUUGUAUCUUGACUGUGAAGAACUGCACACCGGAAGACAAAGGUGUAUACAUGUGUGUUGCGUUUAACAAUUUUGGUAGUAUUGCCACAAGCUGCGAACUUAUUAUUGAUUCGGUUGUAACUGAGCCGGUUUUCAUAGAAAAGCUCAAUAGUAUGGACGUGAAUGAAGGAAACGAGGCAACAUUUUCUGUAAAAGUUGCCUCUAAUACAACUCCCUCUGUGAAAUGGCUUAAGGAUAACAACGAAAUAGCCAGAUCAGGACGUCAUAUGUUGACGAGUAUAGUUAAUGAUGGAAUUUACACUCUUGUGCUAAGAAACUGCGAGACUCGCGAUAAUGGUCGAUAUUCAUGUAUAGUAACAAAUAAAACAGGAGAGAGCCAGAGUACUGCUAGUUUGAACGUUAAAUCGUUGCCUCGUUUACCUGUAUUCAAAUCGGAUGACAAAGAUGAAGCAAUGGAAGUAAAGGAAGGCGACAAACUACAGAUUGCAAUUACUGUAACGAGCAAACCCAAUCCCAAAGUGAAAUGGUAUAAAGAUGGCAUGUUGCUUUUGAGUGGCGCGAAAGUUUACAUCAGGAAUACUGGUGACAAGUAUAGCUUGGAGAUACCACGUGUGAAUAAAAUGAAUGCUGGGAUAUAUAAAUGCGUAGCGACAAACGCAGGUGGAACUGCAUCUAAAGUCUUCAAUGUUAAGAUAUCAGAUUGUAAAAAAUCUUCCUCGUCGACUAAACCGAUGAAAGAAGAAAAAGAAAACAUAGUUGCUAAAGAGAAGGAAUCUGCGACCAGCGAAUUUUGCGUACGUACUGAGGCUGACUGUCAACGGGAAAGUGUGCAAAGUUCAUUUAGUGCCAAGGAAAGCGAUGGCAUAACUGAGCCCCAUUUUACACAGAGGCUUCAGGAUUUAGAAGUCGUUGAAGGAAGUGCUGCUCGGUUUGACGUCGUUGUAAAAGGUAAUCCUGAACCUGAAGUAUCUUGGUACAAAGAUAACCAAGCUAUUUUGGACAGCAAGAGAAUUAAAUACCUUAAUGAAGAAAACGGACGUUGCUCCCUUGUCAUUCAAGAUGUUACACCUAAAGAUCGAGGGAAAUACAAAUGCAUUGCGAGCAGCAAAAAGGGAAAGAUACAAUGUAGUUGUCAAUUAUUUGUUGAGGUUCAUGGUUUCGACGACUCUCUAACAGAAUCUGACACGGAUCCUUUAACCCCCAAAUCUUUAUCGAGCGAGAUCCUAUAUUACAGUGAAGAUGGUGAGGAAAUACACCAUGCACAAAAUGAUGUUCCAAAAAUUUCUCUUGUACUGCGAAAUAAGACAGCAAAAGCUGGAAGCACGGCGAAAUUUGCCUGUCGUUAUCAAAGCAAGACAAAGACCAGGGUAGAAUGGCGCAAAAAUGGCAAAGUUCUUCAAAGAGAUUUAAGAUACAAGCUGGAUAAUGAGAGUGAUUUGAGCGUACUUACGAUUCAAAAUGUUGCACCAAGUGAUGUUGGGGAGUAUUCAAUUAUAGUGAAGAAUGACGCUGGUGAUUCAACAUGUUCCGCUUCUCUUUCUAUUGACGAUUCUUCUCAAGCUGCAAGAGAUGGAACACCACCGAAAUUUGUUCUUUCUCCCAGCAAAACCGUCGAAGCUUUUAUCACGUGUAGUGCACGAAUGGAAUGCAAGGCCAUAGGUGACCCAAAACCCGACAUCAAGUGGUAUAAAGAAAAAUUGGAGAUAGUUUCCACUAGUAAAUGUUCAGUAUAUAGCGAUGAUGCUGGUGUGUGUACUCUGGUUGUGCAAGAUGUCAACUAUGAAGAUGAAGGAACGUACAAAGCUGUCGCUUCCAAUGAAUUUGGGAAUGUUUUUUGUGCAUCAAAGCUCAUCGUGAAAGCUGGUGAUCUGAGCAGUGAUGAAAGCACACGUAGUGGAAGUGAUCAAGGAUCAAUUAAAGAAAGACCCAUCACGUAUUUGCGAGGCAAAGUAACUCCGACACUGACAUCGGAAUCGAAGAGAUUACCCGAUUUCACAGUUCCUUUACGAGAUAAACAAACCCCGGUCGGAUCAACCGCCCGCCUUACGUGUCGUGUAGCUAGCAGAAGUCGCCUAACUACCAAAUGGUACAAAGAUGGACGUAUAAUCACAAGUGGCGGACGUUAUCACGUACAAAGUGAUCUUGCUAGUCAGACAUUGAUCAUUCGAGAUUGUCAAGUUGAUGACUCCGGUAAUUACAGAUGUGAAGCAAAGAAUAAUGAUGGUAUUUCUACGACUGAUGCAUACCUCACCGUUCAAGGUUCGUCAAUAAGCAAAUUGUUUUCAAGCAAGCAGCCAGCAAAGGGGCAAUUCACUUGGUCCAAAACAACGCUAGCUAAAAAUAUCAAAACUACACCGGAAGUUAGCACUUCUGUAAAAUCCUUUGAAACUAAGAAAGAAAUUUCGAUUAAGUACGCGGAUGCAAAAAACAAAAGCCUCGUUGAAGGAGAUGAACAUAGUCUUAAGAAAGACAAUGCUGCAAUGGAUGUUGUUGAAAGUGAAUCUACUAUAACGCCUGUUUACCACAUUAUCUUGUCCCAAUAUGAAGCAAGCAACAACUCAAAAUUCUCAGUAUCGAUAAAUGACGAAAUAGAGGUUUUAGAUGAUGGGGACAGUGCCUAUUGGCUCAUCAAUAAUCUGUCGAGAGAAAGUGAAGGACUUGUACCUGCAUAUCUCGUUCAAAAGGUGGAAGAAGAGGAAUUCAAGCUAACGAUCAAUAACGACAAGUCUUUAGUGAGUGAUUCAAAACAUCAACUAAUAAAUGUCACCAAUUAUUUCAUGGAAAGUGAAAAAAAAUACAUAAAGUUGUUAAAAUUGUUCAUUGAGAGCUACACAGUGGAAAUGGAAAGUGAUGAUUUGCCUAAAAGUUUGAUUGGGAAAAUGUCCAAACUGUUUUCAAUCAUCAACGAUAUCUACACUUUUCACGGGAGAAUAAUGAUGCCAGACAUGGAAGUAUGUACGAACGAUUCAAAUAAGUUUGCUCAAGAAUUCUUAAAAAAUAAGGAAAAGCUUCAUAUUUUCUACGAGAAAUAUUUUGCUGAACGGAUUGCCAUGGAAACAUUACUCUCUACACCUGAUAUCGUUGAAUUUUUCAAGGAAUAUCAAGAGGACACUGAAGAUGAAAGAUUCAUAACAGAUUAUCUUAAUCAACCUUUACUUAGAUUACUGGAGUAUCGUAACAUUCUACAGGACUUGCUGAAAUACUCAACAAGAGCAAAGAAGAAUGCCAAAAAUAUCGAGGAGGCGUUAUCUGUUGCCCACAGCCUGAAUCUAGAAUCUGAGACUUGUCUUCAGAUUUCAUCCAUUGAUAUGUAUUCAGGCGAAAUUCCGCUGCAAGAAGCUGGACAGCUACUCCGACGAGGACCUUUAAACUUCUGGGAAGAUACGUCAUCCGGAAGGAGCAAAGAAGGAGAAAUAUUCUUGUUCGAGAAAAUAUUCAUCAAUGCUCUUAAAAAGGAAGACGGAAAAAAAUAUUUAUGCCAGUUUGCGUUUAAGAUUUCAAGCAUCACCUUAAGUGAAGACAUUCCUGGAGAGCCUGAGAAAUGGUCAUUUUGGGUUGAAAGUUCACCUCAACAUCGCUCAGUCCAUCAUAUUUUUGAGGCAAAGACUGUUGAAAUGAAGGAAUCAUGGGUGAAAGCUAUGAAAAAAGUAAUCAAAACUCAAGUCUCAACAAAACCAAAGAAAAUAGUGAAAAAAUCUGGUUACCGACAACAAUCUGAUUCAAGCAAGGAGAUUGCCAUUUCCAGGCUCGAAGGAAAGGUAGAUGGAGCACGACCAACAAUUACGAAGAGACCGAAAGGAUUCACACGUUGUAAACCUGGUGAUACAGUUGUGUUCACGUGCAGUUUCACGGGAGAUCCUGAACCCACAGUUACAUGGAAGAAAGAUGAUAUAAAGAUUAUAGAUGAGGGUCGAUUCCUUAUUAUUAUUGAAGAAGGAUAUUCUGAAAUGGAAAUCGAGGACCUGCAAUAUUCUGAUGCUGGCUCCUACCUGAUAGUUCUGGAUAAUUCCGCAGGAAGUUCUUGGGCAGGCGCUAUCCUCGACAUGAAUGCCCCUCCUAACAUCGUAGAAACUCCUAAGGGUGUGGUUGCGCAAAUUCGUGCAACUGCUACCUUUCUUUGCAAAUUCACUGGUUAUCCUCCACCAUCGAUCAAAUGGUCAAAGAACAAUACAGAAAUCAAGAACGGAGGUCGUUUUUGUGUACUAAUUAAUGAAGGUUUUACACGACUUGAAAUUGUUGAUCUCAUCAAGGCAGAUGAGGGAAAUUAUCGAAUAGACUUAGAAAAUACUGCGGGUAGUUGUUGGGCUUCUGCUGGUUUGGUUGUUACAGGCGAGAAAAUAAUUGGUUGUCAAGACAAGCAAAGCAAGCCCAACAGUGUUGUCAAUAAAUCAAGUUCAUCUGUAGUUUUGCAUAGUGAGAAUAAGGAAAAGAAAACCAAUGAAGAGAAAACAUCAGUAGAUAGCAUGGCAAAAUGCGCUCCGAUAUUUUCCCGGGAAUUGGUCGACUGUCAGACGAAAGAUGGCAACGCAGCCAGAUUUUUUGCACAAGUAACUGCGCGUCCACCGCCAAUCAUUAAAUGGUACAAGGACGACAAUGUUUUACAAGAGAGUCAUCAGUAUAGUUUUCUGUACAACGGUUCGUCGUGUACACUUAUCAUUACUCGUAGUACAGAAGUUGAUGUUGGUGUAUACAAAUGCGUCGCCACAAACAGUUUGGGAAAGGCAAAUUCAAGUGCGCGGUUGACUCUCGAGGAGUUGCCGGACGAUGAUAUGAGUUCUGACAGUGAUGAUGAAAGCCAUUUGGCCAACAAGUUGGUCACUUUGUUGCGCAGCAAGGUUGAUGAUACUUUCACGAUGCAAGAUGAAUUAGGUCGUGGAAAAUUUGGUAUCGUUAAGAAGUGCGUCAACAAAGAGAGUGGUCGCGAGUAUGCCGCUAAAUUUAUUUCAUGUAAGAAUAAGGCAGCGAGAGACGAGGUUCUCCAUGAGAUUGAAAUCAUGAACGAACUUAAGCAUAAGCGGCUAUUAAGUAUUAUCGCUGCCUACGACCACGGAAAAGACUUAGUGCUUAUAAUGGAACUGAUUACGGGCGGGGAGCUUUUUGAGAAACUGGUUCAGGAGGAUUUCAUUAGCGAGAAAAUUACGACACAGUAUUUGGAGCAGCUGCUUGAUGGCCUGGGAUAUAUGCAUCGUAAAAAUAUUCUACAUUUAGAUUUGAAACCCGAGAACAUGAUGCUGGUGCGGCCAGGAAGUAAGCGGAUUAAGAUAAUAGAUUACGGAUUAGCGAGGAAGUAUAAUCCAAAUCAGAAACUCAAAGUGAUGCAAGGUACACCAGAAUUUGCAGCCCCUGAAGUUAUAUCGUACGAGGGUGUGACGCCAGCGACAGAUGUAUGGGCUGUGGGGGUUAUAACGUACGUUGUCUUGAGUGGCCUUUCUCCCUUCCUUGGUGAUAAUGAUGGUGAAACCAUGAGUAAUAUAUCUAACAUGGCUUGGGAAUUUGACGAUCCAGUUUUUGAUGAGAUUACCAUUGAGGCAAAAGAUUUUAUUUCUAAGAUUUUGAUUAAAGAUGAUCGAAAGCGAAUGACGAUAAUGGAAUGUCAAGCUCAUCCAUGGCUUAAAACAAAGAGUAAAAAACGGCUGGAGACGCAAAGGUUGAAAAAGUUUACGGCACGGAGGAAGUGGAAAAAAGCCCUGACUGCAGUUCGAAGUACGAACAUUUUAUCUCGUAUGUUGAGCAAAGAAGGUAAAAGCAACGAAAAGCGGGCUACUGCUGUCAAAAAAGGCGCUUUCUUAGCAAAAGUGAAACAACAAAUUGCCACAGAAGAGUCAGUAAAACGUGAACCCACUGAAGGCAAGAAAGACAAGGGAAUUGAUUGCAACAAUUAUAAAGAUUCACGUUUAAAUGGUGAUGUGAAGCGGGAGACAGUUAAGUCACCCUUCAUUCAAGAUCUCCAAGAACAGUUGAUACAAAAAGGACAUCCAGUCACAUUCACGGUAAAGAUUUCGAGCACUGAAAGCGAUCCAAAAAUUACGUGGAAGAAAGAUGGUGAGGUCCUGGAUCGAGGACGAGCACGCAUGACGUACGACAAAGGAACGGCAACGUUGAAAUAUUUGAGAACAGAUUAUGAUGACACUGGACUAUAUACAAUUGUAGUCGACACUGGAGAUAAUGUGUAUGAGUCCAGUGCUAAUCUUGAAAUAGCUGAUACACCAGAGUCGCCUGCAGCUCCUGAGGUCAGUGACGUCACUGCAAAUUCAUUGAAAUUAACAUGGCAAGCGCCCGCGAAAGACGGUAAAAGUGCCAUACUAAAAUACAUCAUCGAAUAUCGCAAAACUGGUGAAAAGGACUGGACAUUGGUCUCUGACAGUGUGACGUCAAAGAGUUACGUGUUUCAAGACCUUGCUCCACGUACUUCUUAUAGAUUUCGUGUUAGUGCUGAGAAUAAAAUUGGAAAGAGUCGGCCAAGUCGAUCUUCCACUGUUAUCGAAACAAAGAAAUAUUAUUUCAAGCUGAGCGAUGAAAACGAAAAAACGAGAUCCGCCUUUGAAAAGUGUAGCGAAUGGUGUCAUGUUAACAAAAUACCCUGUUGUCUAACGGAUCCAACUGCUUUAAAGAAGACUACCCCAAAACCUGUCAAGACUUGUGCGAGUUCAAGUAGCGCUGACUUUUACCAAACACAUAUUUUAACUUUAAUCGACGCAGACGUUUCCAUUUCAAGGAUAAAAAUGAGUAAAAUCCACGAAAGCGUGUUUGCAAAAUAUCAGAGGCGAAAUGAUGUGCAACUGGAUUUCUCUGAAGAAAAUCCAAUGAAGAAAUUUGAGUUUGGCGAUGAAAUUGGCAGAGGUGCUUUUGCUGUGAUAAAGAAAUGUUAUCGUCUCGACGACAAACACAAAAUGUUUGCUGCAAAGUUCGUAAAAUACGAUGAUGAAGCGCUUAAGAUAUUAAAGCGUGAAGUUGCAAUGAUUCAAAAAUGGGAACAUGAAAAAUUCAUCUACCUUUUCGACGUGUACAUCGUGAGAAAAUAUGUCGUCCUCAUCAUGGAAUGGGUUGAUGGCAAGAAUUUGUUACCUUAUUUGAUUGCAAAGCAAGAAGCAGCAGACAAAUCUCGAAGCAAACCAAAGAUGUCUGAGAAAGAUAUUGCUUUGCUUACGAAACAAUUGUUGACUGCUUUACAAUAUCUUCAUGACCAAAACAUCGCUUAUUUGGACAUCAAGCCAGACAAUAUUAUGGUUCAAUCAAAUGGUAACAUCAAAUUAGUCGAUUAUGACAACUGUCGUCACAUCACCAGUAAACAGGGUGAUGUCGUUGAUUGUAUUGGAACCCCAGAGUUCACAGCUCCGGAGGGUCUUGUUUAUGAAAACUGUUCUCAGGCGACUGAUAUGUGGUCGGUUGGUGUCCUUGUGCAUGUAAUGUUGACCGGCAAAUCCCCUUUUGCCGCUGAAGAAGAAGUUGAAGUGCGAAGGAAGGUAGCCAAAGUUGAGUACGAGAUAAAUAAAAUGAUUUUGGAAAGUGUUCUCAGCAUCCUAUCGAUAGAUCAGUCAAAGGAUUCUAUUGCUCUCUUUCUAUAUAACAUUUCUGAAUAUACAUUUUGUAGAAAGCGUUUAACUUUACAGUCGGUGAUGGAUCAUGAUUGGCUAAAGAAAAAUCACUUGCAAAUGGCUGGUCGAAAUAUCUUGUCAGUUACUACCGAAGAUUAUAAGAAACUACAGGAAGCUUUGGAAGAUCUAGAGAGUGAAGAACCAGUGGUAGCUUCUUGUGUCCUGAGGUCAUUUAAAGAAGAUCCUUACGAAAGUCCUGAAGAAGAUGAAGACGACGAAUAAACUGUGACUUUGCUGAACAUCCGGGAACUUGUGUAUCAAUAACUUAAAAUUACAUGCCAUUGUGUAUUGCUACUGCUGACUAGAUUUUAUAAGAAUUUAUUUUUAAAUAUGUACAAUUAUUGCUGUAUUGUUUUAUUGUUAUUUCUAUCUAAGAUUUCUUCAAUAUAUCUUGGUUAAUAUGAUGAUUUUAUAGAUUACAUAUUCCAAUCUUA